Messenger RNA from Rattus rattus (black rat), 13814 nucleotides. It is a transcript of the gene Dnah14, whose product is annotated as dynein axonemal heavy chain 14. Gene Ontology annotation, biological process: microtubule-based movement. Bases 1 to 13794 code for a protein of 4597 amino acids. The record is from RefSeq and is a predicted model, not a curated record. Gene Ontology annotation, molecular function: dynein light intermediate chain binding; ATP hydrolysis activity; minus-end-directed microtubule motor activity. NCBI's taxonomy places the organism in Eukaryota, Metazoa, Chordata, Mammalia, Rodentia, Muridae. The transcript is spliced from 86 exons. Gene Ontology annotation, cellular component: dynein complex.
AUGGAGUCCUUUAUACCCGUUGACCUGCCAGUUCAGAAGCCAGAUGUGAACGAGAAGGAACGCAGCUCAAGAAGAAGACAUUCACUAUAUAAAGACCGUUGGAAAGAUUGCGGCUCAUCUCCGAACAGACUAGCUAAGGCUACGGCGAAGACAUCCUUCGGGUCCCUGAUAUCAGAAGGAGCAGAUGACCAAGAUUACUACCCAGAUUACCUUGAACAAAAGUUCAGUCGGCAGUGCGUAGUGGGUUCAAAACCGUUUCUCCCUGAUAUAAAGACAAAAGAAAAGCCGGAGAAGACCGCCCGUGUAAGAAGGAAAUGGCCCCAAGUCACGCUGUACGACAGGACAGGACCAAAAGAGACUGAUGCUGUAAAACACAUUAUUAGGCUGAGAGAAAAGCUGGAGUGGGAAAACCCCUCAUUUCCACGUUCUCUGAAGUACAGCCCUACGAUCACGGCUCCAAAGCACACCCUAAAGGUAUGCUCGAAAGAUGACGGCGAGUUCGUAUACUGCCUUCCUCUGGAGAACACCAGAGGCAUGUUCAAUGAGUAUGAUCUUCAAGCGGUCUCUGCCCACAAAGCGAAAAGCUGCAAAGUGUUUUGGAUGGUUAGUGCUUCAUUUGUCUCAAAGAUCACUAAAACAGGAGUCAACAAGGAGGAAGUGGAACUUAUACCCACUGUGCAGUGGCUCUCAGAACGACACUACUUCUAUUUACUACUGCAGUUUAAGAUCUUUUACAACUUCCGGAUAAAUAAAGCCUUUAUUACUUGGAAACUAAAUGUUAAAAGACAGAAGACAGAGUCCAGCAGAUCAUACCUGUACAACCACCUGUUCUCUGCUGAUGAGUUAUUCCAAACUUGUUUGCUUUAUGUGAGAGGACUCUGUGAAGAUGCCCUGACUCUCAAAAAGAACAAGAAAGACAACCCAUCCGCCAUCUGCCUUAUCAAGGUGGACACUUCCCGAACGUACAGUCUGGAAAAGUUUUGUGAGGAGCAGUUACAGCAGACCACCCAGGCAGUGGUGCAGCUUGAGGAGAUGAGGAGUAAAGCAAUUGUGGAGAUAAAGAGCACAGCCUUGAAGGUCGCGGAAAAGAAAGACGUUAAGGAAUACUUUGAGUCAAAACCGGCUGAAAUCGACACAACCCACUUCAAGCUGCCCCAGUAUCGAUGUUUAUUAGAAACGAACAUGAAGUUUUUAAAGCUGAUCGACUACCUGUUUCAAGAACUCAUUCGCCAGCUCAUGAACUCUGCACUCAACCAGCUCCUGGACCUUUUCACCCACUCUGCCAGGACGCCAUUUUCCAAGGAAAGAAGGAACGAAAGUCUCAUGAGGACAUUUCGAGACAGGAAGAUCUUUUCUAGGAAGAUAUCAGAUGAUGGUGAAUUCGUUCAUUCAAGGUUAACUGCUUUUUCUGCUCAAGACUCAGAACUAAAACAAGACACUAAUGUUAAUGAGACUUCAAACAGACAUACUGCCAAGACAGAUUUGAAGAAAGCGUAUGCAGCGAUAUUUGAGAUCAGCUUCUGUCUGAGAACUCCCACUGUUAGCGACUCUCCGGAGGACCUUGAAGAGAAUACUCAGAAGAAGAAGCAGAGCCGCGAAGAGUCUCUGAUGUAUGAGGAAGAACAGGAGAACCGAGUGAGAACGGUGAGCGAAGACCUGCUCAGCCAGUACUACCAGCCGAGCAAGUUUGGCGUCGUCCUCAAACGCAUCCUUUCAGACACGGGACUCCUGCUUGAGUCUGAGCAAGAGCGCUUCUAUAAUAAAUUGUCUGAAUUCCCAACAAACCUCUUCAUGGAACCCAACAGACUGGACUUUUCAACACAAUUCCAAAAUAUGAUAGCAGCAAUAGAAAAGUAUGUAACCUCAAUUGUCCCUCUUCACCGAGAUCCUCGCCUGUCCACCCUUGUUGAUUUGGUUUCAGUCCCGGAUUUAUCUAAUCAGACAAAAGGUAGAGUCAAAUAUAAGAAGCAUGCGCAAUGGCCAGAUUACUAUAUCCUGUUUGACACGGAUGCUGAUUACCAGAACAAAAUUGUGAGUCUGCUGACCCUCAUUGGUAAUUCAGUGGGCCUGGUUAGCGGCUACAGCUACAGGUUUCUGAAAUACUGUUACAUGGUAGAAAAGGCCAAAGUCAUGUGUACGAAACUGCCAGUCAUGAUGAACUUAACGUCCAUUGAGUUUAAAAAUAUAAUACAUAAGUUCAGAAGCUACCUAAAGCAGAUCGUCACCAUGGCUGUCGAGAUGCGCCUUGGAAUCUUCUGUGUGAAGACUCUGGAUUAUCAACUAGCAUGCUUGCCGUAUGUUGAUAGCAUCAUACAAAUGAGCUACAACCUGUUACGAUGCACCAUCGAGGACAGAAGUGCAAAUCUAUUAGAAAUUUUAGAAUCCUCGCUGCGCCAGCUGGACGAGGAGCCCACAGAGGUAGAGCAGUUUGUGGAACACUUCAAUUUCUUGGAUGAAAUUUCCUCGAGCAUAACUCAAAUAGAAAAGGACUUCUGCACGAUUACUGAGCUGUAUUCCGUUGUGAGGCAUUACCACAUCGACAUUCCAGAGGAGCAGAUUGCCAUAUACAAAAUCCUCUUCAUGAAGUUUAACUAUCUGAAAACGUCCGUGAAGCUGGUAGCCACCAGUAAAGAAGCCAACCUGACCAAAUUCAGGAACAGUUUGGAGGCAUAUAUUGUCAGCCUGCGAGUGGACGUCAGUAAUUUAAAAGAUAAAAUAAGAAGUCCCGUCCUGCUGUCCACCAGUACUCCAGUACAACAAGCCAAGGACAUCAUACAGUCUCUCUCAGCGGAAACUGAAAGCUUGACUCUAAAGGUGAAAACGUACUCAACCUACCAAGACUAUUAUGAUUACGCCCAUUUCCACAUGAACACUCUCAAUGUGGACGAGUUCACCCAGCUAGUGAUGACGGAAAUCUCCGACAUCGAGUGCGACCUGAUGCUGAGAAAAUUAUUAUGGGAAGCGCAAGAGGAAUGGGGGACAUAUUUCUGGGAGUGGAGGAACUGCACUCUCCAAGGCAUUGACAUUGAUUUAGUGAAGAACAAUGUCUCCAAGUGGCUGCACAUAAUCAUUGUACUGGAAAAAGGCUUACCUAAGAAUGAUAUGGUAGCGCUGCUGAAGCAGUCAGUGUUAGACUUCAAACAAGAGCUGCCGAUCAUCACAGCACUGGGAAACCCCUAUCUCAAGGCACGGCACUGGGAGGCUCUGCAAGAGAUCACUGGAAAGUCAAUCUCUCUUGAUAAAAACCUCUCAGUAGAGAAACUUCUGGCUCUCAAGAUGUUUCCGUAUGAAAAGAAAAUCAUUGAAAUAUCAAUAUCAGCAACUAACGAAGCCUCUCUGGAGAGGAUGCUGUUCAAGGUCAUCGAGCUCUGGAACACGUCUCCCUUGCACCUGGUCCCGCACAUCACCGACGGCCGCUCCAUUCUCAUCAUCUCAUCCACUGACGACCUGAUAGCUCAGCUGGAGGACUCCCAGGCCAUCCUUUCAACCAUCAAAGGAUCUUCGUAUCUCAGGCCAAUUAAGCAUCUUGUGAAUGAAUGGAAUCAAAACUUGACCCUCUUCUCUCAGACCAUUGACGAAUGGAUGACCUGUCAAAGAAAUUGGCUUUCUCUUGAACCAGUCUUUCAGUCUUUAGAAAUACAGAAACAGCUGGCGGCAGAGACAAAAAUUUUCUCCCAGGUGCUUCUCACGUGGAGAGAAAUAAUGUCUCGAGUACUGAACAAACUAAAUGCCCUGCAUAUAACCAUCACCACGGGAAUCCUGGACAGUCUGAAAACUUGCAACGGACAUCUUGAGAGCAUCAAGAAAAGUCUCGAGGAAUACCUUGAACUUAAAAGGAUGAAUUUCCCGAGAUUUUACUUCCUCAGCAACGAUGAACUUCUUGAUAUUCUAGCUAACAGCAGAGAUCCCGAAUCCGUGCAGCCUCACCUUGUGAAAUGUUUUGAAAAUGUAAGACACGUGCUACUGUGGAAACAGGGCAUCGGCCCUCCCUCUGUGAAGAUGCUCAUCUCUGCUGAAGGGGAAGGCCUGGUGCUGCCCAAGAAAAUCCGUGUAAGAACCGCUAUAGAACAGUGGAUGGUAAAUGUAGAAAAAAGCAUGUUCGAUGUGCUAAAGAAAUUUAUAACUCAAGGUAUUGAAGACUGGAAAUUUCAUACUUUCUCUGACUGGGUCAUGUCACAUCCAGGGCAAGUGGUCCUCACUGUGAGCCAGAUUAUGUUUUAUAAUGACUGUUUGAAAGCUUUCAUGAGUUAUAAUCCAAGAGAAAAACUAGAGGCAGUCCACGCCCAUGUGCUGCAUCAACUGGAUGACAUUGCGGUGCUGGUCACGCAGAAUACCAGCAACCUGCGCACAAAAACCAUGCUGGCAGCAGCGCUGAUCAUCCACGUCCACUGCAGAGACAUCCUGACCGAUCUGCUAGUUAAAAACAUCUUCAACAUGCAGGACUUUGAGUGGUGCAGGCAUCUGCAGUACAAAUGGAACGAAAAGCAGAAGCUGUGUUACGUCAUCCAGGCAAACACCAGUUUUGUUUAUGGCUAUGAGUACUUGGGCUGUGCUCCGAGGCUGGUCAUCACCCCCCUCACAGAACGGUGCUGGCUUUCCCUCUCUGAGGCGCUGUACUUCAACCUGGGAGGCUGCACCGCUGGGCCCGCAGGUACCGGAAAAACUGAGACUGUGAAGGACCUGUCGAAAAGCUUUGGUAAACACUGCGUGGUCUUCAACUGUUUUGAAGAUUUGGAUUAUAAGAUAAUUGGGAAAUUAUUCUUCGGGUUGGUGCAGUCAGGAGCUUGGUGCUGUUUUGAUGAAUUCAACCGAAUCGAUAUAGAAGUCCUCUCCGUCAUUGCCUCCCAGAUCCUGAUGAUCAAGGAUGCCAAAGACAGCUAUUCUGUCAGGUUCCUGCUGGAUGGUAGAGAAGUACGGAUCAAUAUGUCAUGCGCGGUGCUGAUCACCGUAAAUCCUGGGUACAGAGGUCGGGUUGAGCUCCCAAGCAACUUAAAAUCCCUGUUUCGCUCAGUGGCCAUGAUGGUGCCCCACUACAAAAUGAUCACUGAAGUAACUCUGUUUUCAUUUGGCUUCAAAUCUUCAAAAUCUCUGUCUGGAAAGAUAGUUAGCCUUUAUGAUUUAGCUGACAAGCAGCUCUCAAAACAGGAGCACUAUGAUUUUGGCAUGAGGACCUUGAAGACAGUUUUAAUAAUGACAGAAAAGAAGAAACUGGAGCAUAAAUGUACUGUCGGGGAGCCUCUCUCCGAGCUAGAGGAGUCGCUGAUCAUCAUCGAGGCCAUCCAGGAAGCCAGUAUGUCAAAGUUCCUUCCUGAAGAUGUCCUACCUUUCGAAAGGAUCAUAGAAGAUGUUUUCCCUGGAAUAACAGUUUCAAAAACGCAACACCUUGCCUUGGAGAAAGCAAUACACAGUGCGACAGAACAACUAGGCCUUCAGCAGUGGCCGCCUCAGAAAGCGAAGAUCAUACAGUUUUAUAAGCAGCUUCAGGCAUGUGUUGGCGUGAUUCUAGUGGGCCCAACAGGCGGAGGGAAGACAACAGUCAGGAAAAUCUUAGAGAAAGCAUUGAUAACAUUGCCCAUUACUUCUGCCUUACCCAUUAAAGAAAGGCAAUCUGACUCAAAGUCUACAGGGAAGAAAGGAAAAGUUGAUGUUUGUGUUUUCAAUCCAAAAUGUAUCACUCUUGGUGAACUGUAUGGACAGCUGAACAUCAAUACCAUGGAAUGGAACGACGGGCUAUUGUCAGCAGCAAUUCGAAACUAUGUCCAUAUUAACACUACAGAUUACUCCAAGAAAGGCAGUGAUCUUGGAAUGUCGGGAGUCACAGAUUUGUCUAACAUUUUCCAAGUUAGUUUCUCUACAGUAGCAGAUAUGGAUAACAACAUUUUUAUGAGCAAACUAGAGAAAAGUUUCAAGACUCCAGAAACUUAUGAUUUUGACUGGCAGUGGAUCGUUUUGGAUGGCCCAGUCGACAUCUUAUGGAUAGAGAAUCUAAACACUGUGCUUGAUGAAACGAGAACGCUGUGCCUGGCAAACAGCGAGAGGAUUAGCCUGACUAACAAGAUCAGACUGGUGUUUGAGGUGGACACUCUCUUUAACGCCACCCCCUCUAUUGUCACCCGGUGCGCAGUGGUAUACAUGGACCCUGUUGACCUGGGAUGGGAGCCUUACAUUAAGUCAUGGCUUCUGAGAACUUCGAAAAGCCUAAGUCAGCAGGGAAUGCAGUGUCUCGAAAUUAUGAUUAAUAAAAGUGUUGAUGAAGGGAUGAAAUUCCUGAAAAAGAAUAAAAAGUUCCUACCCUACCCCAUACAAGAAGUGACGGUCGUUAUGACUCUAUGCAGGAUUCUAGAUGCUUUUUUUGAAUUCAUGCAUAUAAAAAGAGAAACUCCAAAAAGUCAUGAAGCAACGGACAACGGGUCCCCUACCGAGGAGACAAAGGGUUUAAGAGUCAAGUUCAAGGAGGAAAAGAGCUACAACAAGGAAGAGAGGACGUGGUUCCUGGAGAGGUACCCCGAGAAGCUCCCACUGAUGAUUCAGAAGAUAUUCGUGUUCGCAUUCACGUGGGCAUUUGGAGGGAUUUUAAAGCGUGAAGACCAGCAUGAAGAAGACCUGCUGUUCCGUUCAGACUUCGAGCAUGACUCCCCGGCAGAAGUAACCUAUAAUUUUGACAACUUUGCCCGUGAAGUAUUUGAAGACGACUCUGAUAAAGGCAUUGGUAUUCGCUUACCAGGAAGUGAGCAGUCUAUAUUUGGGUAUUUUGUGGACUUACAGGAAUGUGAGUUUAUGCCUUGGUCAGAAUUAGUUCCUAACGCUCAGACCCUAAUUCAAAGAGGGACAUCGAUACUUACCGACUUCCAGCGAUCUGGUGAGAACGUGCUGAGGAUGAAGGAGUACGGAGAGUACGUGAACUAUACUGCUACCAGAGACACCGUCUGCCUCUCUUUCCUCAUGAGCCUUCUCCUGAGGAACUCCUGCCCUGUACUUCUCACAGGAGACUGUGGUGUUGGGAAGUCUACUGCCAUCAACAGGAUGCUUGAGAAGCUGGAGGGCCAAGGAACAUUCGAUAUCAAAUACGGGUCAAUCUUAGGAAAAGUCCUGUUGCAUAAUGAAAUUAAAAGAUCAAGCCUCAGGCAGAAUAUCAACGUCUUGAUUGGUGAAACCGGCAAAGUAGUUGGCGUAGGUCUUGAUCAAGGUGCAAAGACAGAAGAGGAUAAAGGUGAUGAUGACAGCACCGUUAAAAACGGUAAAGGGAUUAUAGUCUCCACAGUAAACUUCACCACCACCAUGACGGCCGCCAAAACCAAGGAGCUGAUUCUGCAGAAGUUAGUGAGAAAAACCAAAGACAUUCUGGGAGCACCAAAGAACAACCGGAUUGUAGUAUUUAUUGAUGACUUGAAUAUGCCACUACCAGACGAAUGCGGAGCGCAGCCACCCCUGGAAUUGAUCAGACAGUUAUUAGACAUGGGAGGCAUUUAUGACACGGAAAGAAACGUGUGGAAGAGUAUUCAAGAUCUUUCUCUAAUUGCUGCUUGUACACCUUCUGCCGGUGGGAAGGACAUCAGCCCCCGUCUCCUCAAGCACUUCUCCAUGCUGGUGUUGCCUCACCCUCCACAGAGUGUCUUGUGCACUGUUUUUCAGGCUCACUUGGGGUUGUAUUUCUCCCUCCAUAACUUCGUAACUGAGGUGCAGAAAUGCAGAGAUCAGAUUGUCUACUGCUCCCUGGCGAUAUAUUAUGAAGUCUGUAAGAAAAUGUUGCCAACACCAACCAAAUGCCACUAUAUAUUCAAUCCCCGAGACAUGUUUAAGCUUCUGCUAGGAUUGAUGCAGGCAGACAAGAGCGUAAUUAACUCCAAAGAGAUGGUUGCUCUGCUCCUAGUUCACGAAGCCAGCCGCGUGUUUCAUGAUCGUUUGAUUGAACCCAAAGAAAAAAGCCUUUUCUAUCAGAUCCUGUCAACAGAACUCCAGAAUCAUAUGCAGGUUUCCUGGAGCCAGGAGAGUCUGAUGAACAACCCAGUUUUAUUUGUGGACUUCAUGGAUGUAAAUAAGCCUCACCGAAAAAGGAUCUACCAGAACACUGAUAACUAUGACAAACUUCUCAACAUCCUCACCGAAUUCCAACAGAAGUUGGGGUCCACAUCCCUGGAGAUGUCUCAUUCGGUCGUAUUCUUCAAGGAAGCUAUAGAACAUAUCACAAGAACUACCAGGGUCCUUCGACAGCCAGGGAGUCACAUGUUAAUGAUUGGAAUGGAUGGCUGUGGGAAGGAAACUUACGGAAUGAUAGCCUGCUACGUGGCAGAAUACAAAAUAUGCAAAGUGCCUAUCUCUCACAACUACGCCAUCUCAGAGUUCAAAGAAAUGUUAAAAAAGGUGUUUAUCCAGGCCGGCUUGGAAGAGACCCCCACAGUUGUCAUGGUUGCCAACUUACAGGAAGAACACGUGUCAUUUCUGGAAGACUUGAACUACAUUAUCAAUGCUGGAAAGAUUUCUAACAUGUUUGAAAACGAGGAACUAGAUUCGAUCGUUAUGAGAGUCAGGACAUUUGCUGAGCAGUCUAGUUGCAUGGAUGAUAGAAAAUAUUUACUCUCAUUAUUCCAAAAGAGAGUAUCUAAAAAUCUGCACGUUUGUAUGAUGUGUACGACUGGACCUCACUUCCGCCAUAGCUGCCGAGUUUACCCCUCUAUGAUUAGCUCCUGCACCAUCGACUGGUUCCAGAGGUGGCCCGAUGAGGCUUUCCUUAUUGUGGCCAACUCCUACCUAGAAGAAAAGCUGAACGUGGAGAACAAAGAGAAUAAGAUAAGGCAGUUUGCCCCAACGUGUGUCGAAAUCCACAAAAGUAUGAAAGACUUGAGCAUAAAAUACUUUGAAGAAACGGGAAGACACUAUUACAUCACUCCCAGUUGCUACUUUAAGUUCCUGGAGACAUUUACCCACAGUCUGCGGAUGAGACAAGAAGAAAUGCAGACAAAGAGGAAUCGCUUCUACAUGGGACUUUCCAAGAUCCUGGAAGCGACUGCACUGGUUACGGACAUGCAGGAGGAACUCUUGAUUAUCGGUCCUCAGAUAGAACAAAAGGCAAAGGAAAAAGAGAUCUUGAUGGAAAAGCUGCGGAAAGACUCUCAAAUCGUCGAAAAGGUGCAGGUGCUUGUGAAGCAAGAUGAGGAGAUUGUGGCUGAACAAGUGAAAAUUGUGGAAGACUAUGCUCAGAAAACUGCCAACGAGCUGAAAAGCGUGCUGCCUUCUUUAGACAAGGCAAUCGUGGCCCUCAACGCCCUGGAUAAAAGCGAUAUUUCCGAAUUGAGAGUCUACGCACGCCCUCCCUACCUUGUUCUGACCGUCAUGAACGCCGUGUGCAUCCUUCUAGAGAAGAAGCCCAACUGGACAACAGCAAAGCUGCUGCUCUCGGACACCAGCUUCCUAAAGCGACUAAUUAACCUGGACAAGGACAGCAUCCCCGAUAAGGUGUUCUUAAGGCUCAAGAAGAUUUUAAAUCUGCCUGACUUCAACCCCAGCAAGAUCGCUAUGGUUUCGGUGGCUUGCUGCUCCAUGUGUCAGUGGGUGAUCGCCUUGAACAACUACCAUGAAGUACAGAAGGUGGUGCGUCCUAAGCAGGCACAAGUGGCGGAGGCACAGAACGUCCUUCAAAUUGCAAAGCAAAGGCUGUUUGAAAAGCAAAGAGGUUUACAACUGAUCGAAGAGCAUCUGCAGUUCUUGCACACGUCCUACAGAGACAUUGUUGCUGAGAAACAUCAACUGGCAAAUCGGAAAAAGCUGGCCACCAAGCGCCUCCAGUGCGCAUCCGUCUUGCUGACUGUUCUGGAGGACGAGAAGAUUCGAUGGCAAGAAACAAUCAAUGAGAUAGACAACAAGUUGAAAGGCAUCUGUGGCGACAUAUUCCUCUCAUCCGCAUGCCUUGCCUACAGUGGAGUCCUGACACCAGAAUUCCGGCAGCUGGUGAUGCAGAAAUGGAAAGACUUCUGCACUCAGGCCGAAAUCAUCUUGUCACCCAAUUUUUCCUUAAUUGAUGUGAUGGCAGAAAAAAAUGAGAUCCGCCGGUGGCAUAACCAAGGGCUGCCUCUCGGCCAGCACUCGGCAGAAAAUGCCAUCCUGAUGAAAAGUACGAAGCAGUGGCCCCUGUUGAUCGACCCACACAAACAAGCGCUCUGCUGGAUCCGCCAGAUGGAAGGGUCCAGGCUGCAAGAGAUUUCUGCUCAAGAUAGCAAUUACGCCAAGAAACUUGUGUUUGCUAUGCAGUCAGGAGACACGGUCCUCCUGCAGAACGUCCCUGAAAUGUUCCCUCCCUCCUUGAGGGCAAUGCUGAAGAAGGACAUUUGCCAGGCAAGAGGGCAGUCCUACAUCAGAAUUGACGAUACUGAAAUUGAAUACAACGAAAAGUUCAGGUUGUACUUAUCUACAGAACUAGAAAACCCCCAUUUUUUCCCAUCCGUUUAUAACUUCGUUACUAUCAUCAACUUCACGGUGACAUUCCAAGGCUUGCAAGAUGAACUCCUGUCUACAGUAGUAAGUCACGAAGUUCCGCACUUAGAAAAUCAACGGGCCCAGUUAUUGGAGAGCAUUUCUCUUGAUGCCAUAACUCUGGAGGAACUGGAGGAUAAAACAUUGACCUUGCUCCAGAAAACAGAAGGAAGUGUGUUAGAUGAUGAAGAGAUUGUAGAAACCCUGAGAAAAUCCAAAAUUACUUCCAAUGAGAUUUCCAAACGCAUCAAAAAAACAGAAAAAGCAGAGAGUGAAAUUCAAGCAACUCGCAAGAACUACCUUCCCAUCGCCACGCGGGGCGCCCUGCUUUACUUCGUGGUGGCCAGCCUCAGGCAGGUGGAGUAUAUGUACCAGUUCUCCCUGGAGUGGCUCCGGAAGGUUUUUGUUUCCUCUACAGUUUCCAAAACCAAAGAAGAAAAGCCUGAUUGGAAGACAGAUGACACUUCUCAGGAAAAAGUCGAUGAGGUUUCCCUAAGUCUCUCAGACCAAGAGAACCUGGAGAGUGAGAGGACUCCCUUAGCUGAGAAUAUCAAAAAUGUGAUAGACACGCUGACAAGAAAUGUGUUUAAGGUGGUCUCUUCAGCUCUAUUUAAUGAGCAUAAACUCUGCUUCUCCUUCCGACUUUGCACGACCAUCAUGAGGGAUCAUUCCAGUGACACUCUGACAGCAGACGACAUAGGAUUCCUACCAGAAGAGGAAUGGAACAUCUUUUUAUAUACUGGCAUUUUGAUAAAUAUUAAAAAUAUACUCUCCAAGCCUAGACUAAAUAGUAUCUUUGAAAUACGGAGAAAGGGGCAUCUCCAGUGGGUGCUGGACCUCAGGUGGAGACAGUGCCAGUACAUCAGCAACCAAAUGGAGUCCUUCUCCCUCCUGUGCAAGUCACUCCUGUCAAAUGAGCAGCAGUGGAACACCUUCAGGGACUCGGAGGCCGUGUACUCCCUACUAAGCCUGCCCUUCUUCUCAGAUGCACCCUCACUUCAGAAAACACCCAGAUCGGCGAAGGAGGCGGAACUUCUGGAUGAAAAUGACGAAAUGCUUCACCCUAUAACUUUUCCUUGGGAAAAACUCACUCAGUUUCAAAGGCUUAUCUUGAUUAAAAUUCUUCGGCCAGACCGUUUAGAAAGUUCAAUAAAAAAAUUUAUAACUGAAAAAAUGGGAAGUGAAUAUAUCCCCGAUACUACAAUUAAUCUGAAAGAGUCAUUUAGCGAGUCUACUGCUCAAACACCGCUGAUCCUCACCUGCUCCUACGGGAUUGACCUCAACCAUCUUCUUCUGAGAUUUGCACAAGAGUUCAAAGGAACGACACCGCAGGUGACCGUGAUUUCCCUGGGCCGAGACCAGGCGACCAAAGCAGAGCAACUCAUUUUUAAGGCAGUGAAAAAAAAGCACCAGUGGGUCUUCCUCCAGAACUGCCACCUCGCAGCGUCCUUCAUGCCAAGACUCACUGCCAUCAUAGACUCAUUUAGUAGUCCAGAUAUGGUGCUAGAUCCUGACUUUAGGCUCUGGCUGAGCUCAAGAGCCUAUGGCUUUUUCCCAAUUACGAUUCUUCAGAAGGGCGUGAAGAUUGCUGUGGAACCUCCCCAGGGAUUGAAAAGCAAUUUACUUCAAAUGUUUGGCUAUGGUGGAAGUGGAGAGGUGACAGAAGAGGUGUUUGAUAAGCCUGAUUGUGGACCAUGGUGGAAAAAAAUUCUCUUCAGCCUCUGUCUUUUCAGUGCUGUGCUCAAUGAAAGGAAAGCGUAUGGAACACUGGGCUGGAACAUCCCUUACCGAUUCAGUUCCUCAGACCUGGAGGUGUCCAUAAAGGUGCUCGCAAAUGUCCUCUCCGGUCAGUCAGAAGUCCCAUGGAAGGAAGUGAACUACCUGGUCUCGGAAGUGACCUACGGUGGCCGGGUGACUGAUGAAUGGGACAAGCGAUGCCUGAAGGCUCUUUUCUACAAAUUCUGCAAUCCUGAAAUACUGAACGAUAACUUCAGUUUCUCUAGCAAUGUGAUGUACCAAGCAGUGCCCAGCUCCGCAAGCUUAAAGGACUGCAUCAGCAUUAUCCAGUCCUUUCCAGAUGAUGACUCUCCCGAAAUAUUAGGAAUCCACCCCGAGGCCACAUACACCUGCAAUGAGAUCAAGGCCCAGAAAUACAUUGAAAAUCUCAUCUAUAUGCAACCAAAAGAUACCCCAGGCACCCCCAUGAUCAACCCGGAACAGAGCAAUGACGACCUAGUGAUGGAGGUCCUAUCUGACAUAAUGAUGCAGUUGCCCCAGACGGUGGAGAAUGAGGAAGUUUCCGGACUUGAAAACCAAUGCACUUUCAAAUUCAUUAUGUCAAGUCCAAUGUGGGAGAAGCUUCAUAAAAAUAUUCAAGGAUAUGAUCCCAUUAUCCACUCUGUCUUGAUCCCCUUCCUGAAAAAUGAAAUAGAACGUUUCAACAAGUUAUUGUCUGUCAUACAUAAAUCCUUAAAGGACCUUCAGCUCUCUCUAAAGGGAGAGAGCAUCCUCACUCCGGACCUGGAGGAGACCUAUGACUCCUUCCUUCGGGCCAGAGUGCCCAUGCUGUGGCAGAAGAACGCCUACAAGUCCUGCAGGCCCCUGAGCUUCUGGGUGAGCAACCUCAUCCAACGAGUGAACUUCUUCAACACCUGGGCCAAAGUGGCCUACACCACCAUACACCAUCGGUACAUGAUGUUCAUCACAACCUGGAAACGGCUUGGCCAGAAAUCCAAACACCACCCUGACUCUGGGAGCGAAGUCACUGAGGGUUUUCCUGCACGAUACUGGCUGUCUGCUUUCUUCUCUCCACAAGCUUUUCUUACUGCCGUGCUUCAAGACUAUGGAAGGGCCCAAGGAAUCUCCAUGGAUGCCCUCACUUUCACUCACAAAGUAAUUUAUAAUAGUGAUGGCAGCCAAGAGGAUGACUUCUCCAAAUUUCUCCAGAAGAGGCUCAACAUCGUCAGGAGAGCUUUCCAGCACCACCAAGAGCACCCUCACGAAGGAGUCUACAUUUUUGGUUUGUACAUUGAGGGAGCACGAUGGGAUCCGCAACAGGAAGUGCUGGAAGACACACUGCCCGCUCAGCUGUGCUGCGAAUUCCCCGACAUCCACUUCUUGCCAACAAAGAUUACUGAAAUACCUGAGGAUUCCGACCAGUCAGAACUGCAAACUUUUGAAUGUCCAGUUUACCACACACCUGAGAGGUCAAGAGACGCUAAUGGUUUACCGACAAGUCUUUUGACAUCAGUGCAUUUACCGACGAAGAAGCCUCCGAGCCACUGGAUCACCAUGCAGGUCGCACUGCUAUGUGAGAAGAAUGAAUGAAAUAAAUAUGCAUACCAAAC